GCAUCCCCAGCAGUCCUGUGGCUCCUGCGCUAGCAGCCUUGGUCACUUCUUGCCCUGCUUGCAGGAGGCAAGACACGCUGAAAUAAAGAGAAACUUGUUCUGUGGCAGGAAAGGUCAUUUCUUCUGGCCAGGCUUUGGGGAAGGAGACAGGAAGCAUAUUAUUUUAAAGCCCAGGUGUCUCGCCGCUGCCAUGCUGCCGCCGUGUCCCCGCGGAGCCCUGCCCGGGGCCUCCCUCCUCUUCCUCCUCCUCCUCCUCCCGCUGCUCUGCGCAGCUCCCGAUGUGUCAAGGGGGAAUAAGCUUAAAGAGAUGCUUCAGAAACGGGAAGCCCCUGUUGCCAUGAAGCCUGAGCUGUCAGUGAAAGAAACAACGGCCAAGGCAUUCCUAAACAGCCUGAGACGGCAGAGGCGCCAGCUGUGGGACAGGAGCCAGCCUGACGUACAGCAGUGGUACCAGCAGUUCCUGUACCUGGGAUUUGAUGAGGCGAAAUUUGAGGAUGACAUGUCCUACUGGACCAGCUUAGGGCGUGCUCGCAAUGAAUACUACGGUGGGUACUACCAACACCACUAUGAUGAAGAUGCACCGAUUGGUCCACGAAAUCCACACACUUUCAGGCAUGGAGCAGGUGUCAACUAUGAUGAUUACUAAUGCCAUUUACCCUGCUAUAGCUGGUGCUUACACAGCUGCACUGCGUGAGGCUGAGUCCUCCUCCCUCAGCCUUGCUUUCCUUCCAUUCAUGUAAAACAGCAAGAGCAAAGGAACUGCCAGACUUGGACAAAAGCAACACGACUUUUUAAUUAUUGUUACUUAGUAGCACACUUUAUAAAAAGUGUUGUAGAAAUAAAGCUUUUUUGAUAAAGAG
Molecule: messenger RNA, 860 nt
Organism: Neopsephotus bourkii (Bourke's parrot)
Lineage: Eukaryota; Metazoa; Chordata; Aves; Psittaciformes; Psittacidae
Gene: ECRG4
Product: ECRG4 augurin precursor
Exons: 5
Coding region: 191-646 (151 amino acids)
Biological process (GO): central nervous system development; regulation of cell population proliferation; cellular senescence
Source: RefSeq, a predicted model, not a curated record